CUGGUCUUAGAACAAGAAAAGAGCAGAAGCGCACAAAAUGAAUUGCAGGACGAGGUAUAUUUUGAAUAUUUAUGAUUUAAGAAUAGACAAUAUGCAGUGGCCAAGGGCCCUUACCCCGAGUGUAGUUUGCACCCACCUAGUGAUGUCUAGCACACCCCCAGAGAACUCCAGCACCACCCUAAAAAAUCUGAUUGACCAUACAUUUUCUACUUUUAAAUUAGUGGAAAUUCUACUGUUAGCGCAUGUGAUUCAUACCUACCAAGUCUCGCGCAUUAUGUGUGUGACACACGCCUCAGCAUAUUUUCUCACACUCACAUGCGCAGUAUAAUUUAUCUCGCGCAUGAGCUGCUUUGGCCGCAUUUCGACUGCAGAGUUUAUUAAAAAAACCCGUAAAUCUGGAGAGCGUUGUAAACUUUAGCAUUUAGUUCUUCUAUUUUACACUAUGAAAUUAGUCAGUAAAUUAAUCUCGUGAAUAGAGUGGGUAGGUGUUUAUUAUCAGUGCGAAUUUGCUGUCAACACCUUUGAUACCGUAAUUGCGCCUGUUUGCAAUCUCGUUCCCCGAGCCUGCGAUCCUCGGGAAGGAACGCGAGGCUCUGGGAUAAUCCGUUGCCGGAAGCCAGGAAUGCUGGCUAAGAUUUAACUACGCAUUCCAUUUCAACGGCCAAUCAGAUUCCUCCCUGAAACGGAUUAUCCCAGAGUCUCGCGUUCCUUCCCGAGGAUUGCAGGCUCGGGGAACGAGAUUGGCCUGUUUGCUGUGCGUAAAUGCUAUCUGAUAACAGCAUCCAAGGUGCGGCUAUUACACAGCAAAUUGUGAAUAUGUUGUGUGUUGGGAAUGAAACGCUGGGAAUUCGAUAUCAGACCCAAAUUGCAUCCUCAGAUGGCGUCUCAUGCAUGUGGAUCACUCCACCUUGGCAGCUAUGGUGAUUUCAUGUGCCACCCCAAGGAAAACCUGCACCCCUCCUUACAGAUGGGGCUAGAUCUACCCCUGUAUUCUGAAAUUAAUAUUCAACACUGUUAAAAGGUGAUUUAUCAAAACCUAUACAUUUUUCUUCAAUUUCUGACCACCCUAGACUUCACAAAUUAAUAAGUCCCCCCCCCCCCUUCAAAGAUAAAUUCCUGGUUGGCACCACUGAUAAUACACAAUCAGAUUUUCGAAGAGUGAGACUCGUAACAGAAUUGGUGCAUUUCUGCCAGGUUACGGGCUGGGCAACUACAGAACAGAACAAAUUUAUUUAUUUAGCUUUGCCAACUAGGGCAGGGUCACCACAACAGCAUAUGCCAAUUACUGUGGGCCCUUUUACCUAACCCACCCUGUCAACUUUCCCUGUGGGAGGAAACCGGAGUACCCGGAGGAAACCCACGACUUUCAGCAGAGCGUUGACUUUUACUCUUUUCACAUGAGGACUGGGUUCGAGUCACAUUGAGAAGUUCUCACUGAGGCUUGAACCUGCGACCUUAGAGGUGAAAGGCAAGUGCGCUAACCACUUGGCCACAGAAGCCCCAUAAUUGAACCAAAAUUCACUUGAUUUGUUCUUGGUUUAUGACCAUUGCCCCUACAAAUUUUCGUAUUAACCAGGUUUAAUAUUUUUUGAGUUAUUGUGCUAAUGGACAAACACACACACACACACACACACACACACGCACACACACACACACACACACACACACACACACACACACACACACACACACACAAUUACUAACCCAUGUGCAAACAAUAAUAAUUGACUGUUGAACCAUAUUGUCUAAACUUGUGUAUAGAAAACACAAUACUUAUUCAGUAUACAGUACAAUGGUACAGAAUUGGCAAGUGCUUUCAUAACGUAACUUGUGUUAAAAGAAAACGUCUUUUUUGAGAAACAACAAGAGAUGAAAAGCAUAAAUGGCUUAUCGAAGAAAGUUUUAAAAGGAAUUUCCUACUCACAGCAAAACUAAAAUUCCAAGAUGGCCAAUAUCAACUUACGUUAUGGGCAUUAUUAGAUUACUAUAUCAUUUUACAACAGAACAUAACACAACAGAACAAAAUAUUGUACUUAGUCUAAUUAGAAUUAGAAAAAAUAGGUACGCUGUAGCGUACAUGGCGUCUACUGGAUCAAAAACAAAGAAUGCUUAAGGAUGAUGCACAGGCUUUAACCUAACCAAAGAGCUUGUUUGCAGGAGAAGUGAACCGUCCACUGGCAUACAUAUAUUUAAACUUCUUGUUGACAGCAUAUGGCGACUACUGUUCCAGCACACACCAAAAAUUAAUACUUUUUAAAUAUGACUUGUAUGUUUUAUUGCUCUUUAUAGUUAACAACUUGUAGACAGAAUCUCCAUGAUGAAAGGCAGCAAAAUGCAGCGAUGCAGGAACAAUUAAAUUCCAUAGUAGAAAAAAGACUUGAAGUUGAACAGAAGGUACUGUGUGAGUCAAAAGAGUGCUCUGGUUAAAAUUUGUUUUAUAGUUGUUUUAGUUUUAUUAGCUUCGCCAACAAAAAAUAUACAAAAUUACUAUAUAUAAAUUACAUAACAUAACAGAAAUUACAACAAAUGACUUCUAAAUUUGGCAGGAGCACCGCAACAGCGUCAGCCAAUUACUGCGGGUCCAAAGAUUAUAAAAGCUAGGCUAAAAAUGUGUUAAAAACAACAAGUUAGCCGUCUUGACAUGUUUCGAGCAACGUUACAUGAAGUACAAGUUGUUUUCCAUGAUUGAGCCUCCUCGGGGUCAUAGGAUUGGACAAGGGCGUUUUUUAUUGGACAAAAGCGUUUUUAGUUGAACAGGCCAGUUAUGCAUUGUUCAAUUCUUCCUGUUUUCUUCACCCUAGGAUAAUAUUCGCACAAACUAUUAUUGCACAAUGUAAACACGUUAUCAAAAUUUCACAAAUCCCAUCCUUUGACAGGCAGUCCUGAGGGUGGGUUAGGCACAUAGGUUUGGAGGCAGAUCAUUAAUGAGGUAUGGACUAAUAGCGGCUGCUCAAGCGCCAUUUGUAAGCUCAAAGUCUACCUCGGUCUGCUUCACGUCAGUCCGGUUCUAUCUAUCUAUUCAUAAUGUAACCAGUCACUGAAAAGCCCUGAUAUAGGGAGUGUGCUGUGAAAUAUCUGUAGAAAUAUCUGUAGGCAUUUUUGGCAACUUGCAAUACAAUCUCUGAUCUCCAGGCAUGUUUAAAUACAUAAGAAAAAAUCAGUGGAGUGCAAGUGGGCCCAUGUUUUCCACUUUUCUUCAAGUAUUGAGACGCCAUAGAAACAAGCUCGCCAACGUGAAAUUUCGAACAAACACCCCCGGACAAGGUGCCUAACAAAAUUCUCCCCCCCCCCCGGGAAGUGUUGGUGUACAUCUCCCGAGUGAUUGUCGGGGGGGUACAGGAAGAAAUGAACCAUGCAUAAUUACCACAAGUUUGGAUUGAUUUAGGUACAGGAAGAAAUGAACCAUGCAUAAUUACCACAAGUUUGGAUUGAUUUAGGAUAUCCUUUGGCUUUUGAUUGUCCUUGUAGAAAUAAGCAACCUGUGCAAGGUUUAAGUAUAGACAAUCAGAUAGUUGGGAAGAAUUUCCACCUAGCGUGGUCUGGUUAAUUUAAUACAUCGGUCAUAAAUUUGUACAUGAGUCAUACAAGGUCCUUCAUGAUCAUUUCUGAAUUACAAAUAUUUCCAAGAUAGGUUGUUUGAUAAGGAUUGUUAAACUUGGUAUUUAUACUUUUACUGUAUGACUUGUUUGUUGUUGUUUUUUUACUUUAUAGUUGCGCAAAAAGAUGCGUGACAUACAAGUGGAGAAUAGUGCCCUGACUGCAAGAAAAGCGUCAGUUGAAGAAGAGGUAAAAAUUGAAAACCUUCACUUUUAAAAUACCGUCAAUGGAAUUCCCUGCUUAAGGGGGAAAAUUAACUUUACAACCAUAAAAUUCAUAAAUAGGCUAUAUUUAAUCUAUUUAAGCAGACGCAUGAAGUUAUAAGACAGAGCUAAUUACGUCAGGUGACUACAGUAUAGUAAUUCAUGCCCCGUAAUGUCUUCAUUUUGCAUUUUCGGAGAAAAUUGCUCAUGUUUCCGCGUACGAAGGACCACAGUUUUUCUGAACACUCCGUUUUCCACUUCUGUUUAUCUGGGCCAAUAAAAGAUUGCUCUUACUCGAACUUUAGAGAGAACAGUUCAGAACUGAUGGAGUUUUCUUCAGUAAUAACACUGAUCCAAUAAAGGGAUUGUUUUUACUCGACUUAUAGGAAAAAUAGUGUACAACUAAUUUGUCGAUUCGCAAAAUAGUUGGCAACAUUUUUUCACCUGAAUUUUAACCAACUGAACGUGAUCCUUGCCUGCCUACACUUCACUUUAAUAUUAUAAGCAGUCUCUGUUGAAAAUGUAAAGUAGUGGCAGGUAGUUUUCGAAUCUAGUAUAAAUAUUUUUUUAAAUAACGUUCAGACGUUUUCUGAAUACAAAGUUUGAUGUGCAUCACAUAAAUAAAGUUAGUUUAGCUCUGGUUGCUAACAGAAAGCAAAACAAUGAAAAUACUUAUUGCUAUACAAACUAACUUGUACACAUUCUUCUAUUUAACUGGACCAAUAAAGGAUUGCUCUUACUCGAACUUUAGAGAGAACAGUCAGAACUGAUAGAGUUUUCUUCAGUAUUAACACUGAUCCAAUAAAGGAAUUGUUUUUACUGGAUUUGUAGGAAAAAUAGUGUACAACUAAUUUAUCGAUUCGCAAAAUAGAUGGGAACAUUUUUUCAUCUGAAUUUUAACCAACUGAACGUGAUCCUUGCCUGCCUAUACUUCACUUUAAUAUUAUAAGCAGUCUCUGUUGAAAAAUGCAUGCAAAGUAGUGGCAGGUAGUUUUCGAAUCUGUAGAUAGACUUCUCUAUAGUAUAAAUAAAUUUAUAAAUAAAGUUCAGACGUUACAAAGCUUGAUGAACAAUUUCUGCAUCGCAUAAAUAAAGUUAGUUUAGUUUUGUUGCUCACAAAAAGCAAAACAAAUACUAUAAUAUACUUAUUGCUACACAAACUAACUUGUACACAUUCUUCUUUUCUGUUAUAUGCAUUUAGAACGAACAACAACAAGCUCAACUGGCUACACAAUCGGCUCAGCUAGACGCAGCAAGAGCGCAAAUAAAUGAGCUUCGCCAGACCGUAAGUUUUGUUGUUAGUCACCCCUUAUAACUGCAAUGCAGCUGCAAUAGAUGGCGAAUAUAGCAGAAUGAAUCUGCGGCGGCUUUUUGUAGAAUAUUAUCUAUACUGGACCACCACGUUUGAGAUAUCUUUUUCACGUAGUUCAGACACAAACCACCGCAGCUUAUUGUAGAAUACUACCUACACUGGACCACCACGUGACGAAGUUUCUUGAACAAUUUUUGCGUCACAUCAAUAAAGUUAGUUUAGUUUUGUUGCUCACAAAAAGCAAAACAAAUACUAUAAUAUACUUAUUGCUACACAAACUAACUUGUACACAUUCUUCUUUUCUGUUAUAUGCAUUUAGAACGAACAACAACAAGCUCAACUGGCUACACAAUCGGCUCAGCUAGACGCAGCAAGAGCGCAAAUAAAUGAGCUUCGCCAGACC
Messenger RNA from Paramuricea clavata, 5515 nucleotides. The record is from the annotation of a GenBank genome assembly. Lineage: Eukaryota; Metazoa; Cnidaria; Anthozoa; Malacalcyonacea; Plexauridae.